AUGUCUAAGACUGGUUUCCCUGUUGAAGACCCAGUAAACUCAUACUGGCAACUUCCGCCUCACCGUAUCGCAAACCAUCGAACGACUCCCAAUCUUCCGAGUAAUGCUGAUUAUGUCAUUAUCGGAUCAGGCAUCACUGGUGCUGUAGUUGCCCACAAACUAUUCGAGCGCAAUGCAUCAGCAUCAAUACUCAUGGUAGAGGCCCGAACGACGGCUUCAGCAGCGUCAGGUCGCAAUGGUGGCCAUUGUCGGGCAGGAUGGUGGCAUAGAUUUCCACGUCAUGUUGAGAAAUAUGGGGAAAAAGAAGCAAUCAAGAUUGACAAUCUUGAAAAGGCAAACGUUCAAGCGAUGGUCGACUUUGUUUAUCUACACAACAUUCAAUGCGACUUGAAGCCGGUGGAAACAGCAGAAGUGUUCAAGACCAAGGAAAGGUUUGCUGUAGCGGUGAAUGCUGUCGAUUUCAGGCAAGCUUUCCGUCAGCGGCGACCAGAGUCUGAAAUCGCCAUUAACCAUAUGGUUCUACAAGGUAAAGAGGCUCAGCAAGCAUUUGGGAUAUCUGACAUUGUUGGUGCGACAAUGUACCCUGCCUACACUCAGAAUCCAUAUCUUUUGGUUUGUAACAUGCUCGAGCUGAGUCUAGCAAAAGGCCUCAAUUUACAAACCAACACGACUGUGACUCGGAUUGCUAAACAGGAUGAUGUUUGGGAAGUCAUGACACAAAGAGGACCUGUACGGGCCAAAAACGUUAUCCUUGCCACUAACGCCUACACAAAUGUGCUCUAUCCAGACUUGGCAGCAACGGGCUUUCUUGUACCCAGUCGACGUCAGGUAUCAGCAAUCCGACCGGGCGACAAAGCUCAUGAGAUCCCAGCACUGAGAAAGAGCUGUGCAUUUUCUGACUAUAACGGAGGAGACUAUUUCCUCGUCCGAGAAGCAGGUAUUCGAGGGGCUGGUGACAUGCUUUACGGCGGAGGAGAGCACAUCGACAAAGGCACAGGCUGCACUGAUGACUCAAAAAUCAACUCUGAUAUUGCCGAGUAUCUCCAUAAUGCGGCUGCAGAAUACGUUGGGCGUGGUAACUGGGGAAAAGACGGCGAAGUAGUGAACGAUUGGGUCGGCAUUACAUGUUACACGCCAGACUCAUUCCCUCUCGUGGGGGAAGCCCCAGGUCAGCCAGGACUCUGGAUGUCUGUCGGAAUGAAUGGCCAUGGAAUGGCGUUUGCUUACAAGUGCGCGGAGGCUUUGGUGUGCAUGAUGGAUUCAGAACCAGACUGGCUGCCAAACUCCUUCUGCCUAGCAAGGGUUUUCGAGAAGCCGAAUAAAACAAUCCAAAGGACCCAUUAG
Molecule: messenger RNA, 1344 nt
Organism: Fusarium poae
Lineage: Eukaryota; Fungi; Ascomycota; Sordariomycetes; Hypocreales; Nectriaceae
Exons: 2
Coding region: 1-1344 (447 amino acids)
Cellular component (GO): cytoplasm
Molecular function (GO): oxidoreductase activity
Source: RefSeq, a predicted model, not a curated record